Vitis riparia (riverbank grape) is the source of this 1157-nucleotide messenger RNA. RefSeq lists its product as uncharacterized. Lineage: Eukaryota; Viridiplantae; Streptophyta; Magnoliopsida; Vitales; Vitaceae. The transcript has 2 exons. Bases 284 to 1102 code for a protein of 272 amino acids. The record is from RefSeq and is a predicted model, not a curated record.
UUUCUGCACCCAACUCCCAUUUAUUAUUACCAAAACUUUAGUAUCAUUUCCUCUAUUCUACACCUUUUUGGGGAUAUAAUAUUUGCAUUCAUUUGGGCUAGUAGAGAAUGUAGGUAAACUGCCUGUCAGAAUGAAAGAAGUGAACCGGAUACGGGCUAAUGAGAUGAGGAGUAAGGAACUAUAUACAAGUACCAUAUUUUUUUAACAGUCUUUUGUUUUCUGUUUGGUUGGUAGAUUGCGAGGAUAUAACAGUGUAAAGGCUGUAGAAUUUGUUUAGGGUGUGAUGGAUGCAAUGUGGGUGUACUUGAAGGAUAAAGUUGACUGUCGAAGUAAGCUCUCAGAUGUGGUUUACUGGCCGGAAAAAGUUGUCAAGGACAGGAGUAGUGCUCUCAAACAGGAAGACUCAAGUGGCGAGGAACCUUUUCAGGUGGAAAGUCCAGUCACUCCAGUGCAUCAAGUCAUUUUCCACAGAAAUUACAUUCGGAAACGGUAUUAUGAGCUCAGUGUUGAAGACUCAUCAAGAAACGUCAUUGAGAUGAUAUUCAGAGCAGCAGCAACAAGCCCGUCCAGGGAUUCUCGGAAAAUUGAAAGGAUCCUUAGGGUGAAGCACUCCUCAGACAUUCUUGAAAGGUUUGAGAAGUACAGAGAGAUGAUAAAAAAGAAAGCGUAUGAGCAACACAAGAGGCAUCCUAGAUGCGUUGUGGAUGGCAAUGAGCUGUUACAAUUCUAUGGCACACAGAUGAACUGUUGCAGCCAAAAGCUAAACAGGGUGAUUGAGCUUUGCAAGGAUUUCACUUGUCAAGUCUGUAGAAUAAUUCAAUCGGGUUUUGACACAGAAUAUGGUAAGAAGUAUGGGAUUGCAUUAAGUUCAUGCAGCACGACAUCAAGUGGGAACACACCUGCCAUUUAUAAGGGGGCAAAUGCAAAGAGGGCCGUGAUAGUUUGCCGAAUUAUAGCUGGAAGAGUAGUUAAUAUGGUGGACAGGGAAAGCGAAGACGGGUACGAUUCCAUUAGAGUUGGAGGAUUAUACUCCAAGUUAGAAUACUUGAUUGUGAGAAAUCCAAGUGCUGUACUUCCUUGCUUUGUCAUAGUUUUUACCUGAGAUGUUUUGUGUAAAGUUUUUCUGCAGUUUGUUAUAUCAGAGGGCUCAUUUUUCA